UGCAAAAAAGGAGGAAAGAAAGAACCCUAGUUGGACUUGGAGGUUGGAGGGUGUACAAUUACAUAUUUGUUUUAACCAAAACUGAAAUGGGCAUUUUUGUUCAUUUCCCAGUUGUGUAAUUUCAUUUGUACUCUUGUCUUCUUGUUGUUGAAGAUCCAUUUGAUUUCCCCCAUUUCGCAAAAGUAGUUAAAUCACAAACUCUUUUAACUUGAAAAACUCUCUUUUCUCUCUCUCUCUCACAUUUUCAGAAAUGGAACCGAGAGAAGUACAAAGUCCGGCAGGAGGAUUACAGGUACAACAACCUCAACAGAUGCUAAUGGGACACACAUCUUCGUCGUAUCCUUCAAACUCCGGCUUAAUCAGUUCUAAUCCAACGGCUAACAACAUCCCUCCUUCUUCCACUCCUUGUUUCCCUUUCAACUCACUGUCUUCGCCGGUGCCGCUGCAGCGUCAUCAGCAGCAGCAGCAGCAGCAGCAGCAACAGCAGCCCAAACCGUUGGAUUCUUUGAAUUCCGUUGGCUUUGAUGGAUCGCCGCAGUUCCGGUACAACACGGAACCGGCGGCCAUGAAGAAGAAGCGAGGUAGGCCUAGAAAGUAUGCUCCUGAUGGUAACAUUGCACUUUUACAAUUGGCACCGACCACCCCAAUUGCUUCUAACUCCGCGAAUCAUGGCGAUGGUGAUUCUGUCGGUUUGGGAAGUAAUAGUGGCGUUGCUGGUGGUGGUGCUGUGUCGGAACCGCCGGCUAAAAGGAACCGUGGAAGGCCACCGGGUUCUAGCAAGAGACAGAUGGAUGCAUUAGGAGGAGUUGGAGGAGUGGGGUUUACUCCUCAUGUGAUCACCGUCGAAGCCGGUGAGGACAUAGCAUCAAAGGUUAUGGCUUUUUCACAGCAAGGACCACGCACAGUCUGUAUUCUCUCUGCAAAUGGUGCCAUCUCUAAUGUUACACUCCGCCAACCUGCAAUGUCUUGUGGUACAGUGACAUACGAGGGACGCUUUGAAAUUAUUUCUUUAUCAGGUUCCUUCUUGCUUUCUGAAAAUAAUGGUAGUCACAGCAGGAGUGGUGGUUUAAGUGUCUCCUUGGCUGGAUCUGAUGGUCGAGUAUUAGGUGGUGGAGUUGCAGGGAUGCUACACGCAGCAUCACCAGUUCAGGUCAUUGUUGGCAGCUUUAUUGCUGAUGGGAAAAAACAGAGCCAAGAUGUUUCCAAAACAGGACCUUCGUCCAUGCUAACAUCAAGUAUGCUAAAUUUCGGAGCUCCAGGGUUGACAGGGAGUCCUCCUUCGCAAGGUGGCUCAAGUGAGUCGUCUGAUGAGAAUGGUGGUAGCCCUCUUAAUCGAGGGUCUGGGUUCUACGGUAACUCUGCUCCGUCUAUUCAUAAUAACAAUAUGCAAAUGUACCAACUUUGGACUGACCACACUCAACAAUGAAGAUGCUUCUGAAUUAAACAGUAGAUCAGAGGGGGCAUAACAAGCUAUGGAUCAAAUUCCAAAUGCUAACAUGCAUUAAAGAAUAGGAAUGGUAGAAAAUCAACUUCUUGUAGAUCAAGUUAUCGGUUCAGUUUAAGUAGUUGUCGAGAUAUAUCUUCACCUCACUGGGAAAACAUGGCCUGCUGUUGAUAGCUGAGAACAUUCCACCAGUUUCUAAGAAUCUAAAAUUUACUUAUUCAGAGUAUUGCUUCUGCUGUGGUUUCUCUUGUUAGGUAUCAGAUAUAAUCCUCAAUUUAAAGAAUAGUGAUAUAUGGGGCAGUCCUCGAUAGUUUUGAGUGGAAUUGCUUGUUACCAUUGACCUACCUCCUCCUCCUGCGGAUAAUGUAUUGUUUUAUGGGAAAGGUGUGAACACCAGCACUGCCAUUUUGGGGAGCCACAAUUAGACAAUAUAUUGCUUGAGAAUUAAUUUGUUAAAUGACAGAUGUAGGCUGUUGAACAGUCUGUUAGUUUCGAGUA
Molecule: messenger RNA, 1942 nt
Organism: Gossypium raimondii (Peruvian cotton)
Lineage: Eukaryota; Viridiplantae; Streptophyta; Magnoliopsida; Malvales; Malvaceae
Product: AT-hook motif nuclear-localized protein 13
Exons: 5
Coding region: 251-1426 (391 amino acids)
Molecular function (GO): minor groove of adenine-thymine-rich DNA binding
Source: RefSeq, a predicted model, not a curated record